Molecule: messenger RNA, 7722 nt
Organism: Pan troglodytes (chimpanzee)
Lineage: Eukaryota; Metazoa; Chordata; Mammalia; Primates; Hominidae
Gene: AMOT
Product: angiomotin
Exons: 14
Coding region: 727-4032 (1101 amino acids)
Biological process (GO): regulation of cell migration; establishment of cell polarity involved in ameboidal cell migration; angiogenesis
Cellular component (GO): bicellular tight junction; cytoplasmic vesicle; lamellipodium
Molecular function (GO): signaling receptor activity
Source: RefSeq, a predicted model, not a curated record
GGGGCGGUCCUAGCCGCUCACCGCAAGAAGAAAAGCCACCCGUUCGUCCCCCUCCCCUACCUCCCAUCCUUUGCCCAGGAGCUGCCUUGGCAGUCACGCCCCUUCCUUCCGAGGAGCUUUCUGGCUGCCUAAACUGGUAGACCCCCUGAAUUACUCCUCCAUCUCCGCUCUCUUUCGCCUCCUCUUCUCUUAGUUCUCUCCGCCUCCCCCUCAACUACCACCACCUCCAGUCAGUCUCGCCUCCGGCUAUCCGCUGCUCCACCCUCUGGCCCGGUAUCCUGCCUGUCCGCUGCCACCAAGGAGAGCCCGGACGGAGCAGCGAGGAGGGGAGCAGCCGGGAGUUGGGGCUUCCCCCCUGCCCAUCCCUGGCCGCUGGCCCGGGACCGAAGCCACUUGAGCGAGCAGAGAGUCGUCACCUUGUCUUCUUUGCCUUCAGGGAGCUGCUGAGAAGGACAAAUAAGAUAGCAGAGUGAAAGAGCUUUUGUCUCCUUAGAAGGAAGGCUGAGAAACUAAAGAGUGACCAGUGGUUGGACUCUUGGCGGCGCUUACCCUGAACCUGAGUGUUAGGGGAGAGGGAAUCUGCCGUUGCGGUUUCUGGAGCUGCUCAUAAGCAAGAAUUCCCUAUCCUGAUCAAGGCUUUAAGCCUAAAAGAAAGCAGAAAUAGGUCAAGGGCAGCCCAGGUGCCCAAUUUCUCUCUCUCUUCACAAGGCACCACCAGCAAUAGAGAUGAGAAAUUCUGAAGAACAGCCAAGUGGAGGGACCACGGUAUUGCAGCGUUUGCUACAAGAGCAGCUUCGCUAUGGCAAUCCUAGUGAGAAUCGCAGCCUGCUUGCCAUACACCAGCAAGCCACAGGGAAUGGCCCUCCUUUCCCCAGUGGCAGUGGGAACCCGGGCCCUCAGAGUGAUGUGUUGAGUCCUCAAGACCACCACCAACAGCUUGUGGCUCAUGCUGCUCGACAAGAACCCCAGGGGCAGGAAAUCCAGUCAGAAAACCUCAUCAUGGAGAAGCAGCUGUCUCCUCGAAUGCAAAAUAAUGAAGAACUCCCGACCUAUGAAGAAGCCAAGGUCCAGUCCCAGUACUUUCGGGGCCAACAGCAUGCCAGUGUUGGAGCUGCCUUCUAUGUCACUGGAGUCACCAACCAGAAGAUGAGGACCGAGGGACGCCCAUCAGUUCAGCGGCUCAAUCCUGGAAAGAUGCACCAAGAUGAGGGACUCAGAGACCUUAAGCAAGGGCAUGUCCGUUCCUUGAGUGAACGACUAAUGCAGAUGUCACUGGCCACCAGUGGAGUUAAGGCCCAUCCACCUGUUACCAGUGCUCCCCUCUCCCCACCACAACCCAAUGACCUCUACAAGAAUCCCACAAGUUCCAGUGAAUUCUACAAGGCCCAAGGGCCACUUCCUAACCAGCAUAGCCUGAAGGGCAUGGAACACCGAGGCCCCCCACCAGAAUAUCCCUUCAAGGGCAUGCCACCCCAAUCUGUAGUGUGCAAGCCCCAAGAGCCAGGGCACUUCUAUAGUGAGCAUCGCCUGAACCAGCCAGGGAGAACAGAGGGGCAACUGAUGAGGUAUCAGCAUCCCCCUGAGUAUGGAGCAGCCAGGCCAGCGCAGGACAUCUCAUUGCCAUUGUCAGCCAGGAACUCGCAGCCUCACAGCCCUACUUCUUCUCUGACCUCUGGGGGGUCCUUGCCCUUGCUACAAUCUCCACCAUCCACUAGAUUGUCUCCUGCCCGACACCCCUUGGUCCCAAACCAGGGAGACCAUUCAGCUCACCUGCCUAGGCCGCAGCAGCAUUUCCUUCCUAAUCAGGCUCACCAGGGGGAUCAUUACCGACUCUCCCAACCUGGCCUGAGUCAGCAGCAGCAGCAACAGCAGCAGCAGCACCAUCAUCACCAUCACCACCAACAGCAGCAGCAGCAGCCACAGCAGCAGCCAGGAGAAGCCUAUUCAGCUAUGCCUCGGGCUCAGCCAUCCUCUGCUUCUUAUCAGCCAGUGCCAGCAGACCCUUUUGCCAUUGUUUCCAGAGCCCAGCAGAUGGUUGAGAUCCUCUCAGACGAGAACCGGAACUUGAGGCAAGAGUUGGAAGGAUGCUAUGAGAAGGUGGCAAGACUGCAGAAGGUGGAGACAGAAAUCCAGCGCGUCUCGGAGGCAUAUGAGAACCUCGUGAAGUCAUCCUCCAAAAGAGAGGCCCUAGAGAAAGCCAUGAGAAACAAGCUAGAGGGCGAGAUUCGGAGGAUGCAUGAUUUCAACAGGGAUCUGAGAGAGCGUCUAGAGACUGCCAACAAGCAGCUUGCAGAGAAGGAAUAUGAGGGGUCAGAGGACACCAGAAAAACCAUCUCGCAGCUCUUUGCAAAAAAUAAAGAAAGCCAGCGUGAGAAGGAGAAGCUGGAAGCGGAGCUGGCCACUGCCCGUUCUACCAAUGAGGACCAAAGACGACACAUCGAAAUCCGAGAUCAGGCCCUGAGUAAUGCCCAGGCCAAGGUGGUAAAGCUGGAAGAAGAGCUGAAAAAGAAGCAAGUGUACGUUGACAAAGUGGAGAAGAUGCAGCAGGCCCUUGUACAGCUCCAGGCAGCAUGUGAAAAACGUGAGCAGCUAGAGCACCGUCUCCGGACACGACUGGAGAGGGAACUGGAAUCCCUGAGAAUCCAGCAGCGUCAGGGCAACUGUCAGCCCACCAACGUUUCAGAAUACAAUGCCGCUGCGCUGAUGGAGCUCCUUCGGGAGAAAGAGGAGAGGAUUCUGGCUCUGGAAGCUGAUAUGACAAAGUGGGAGCAGAAAUAUUUGGAGGAGAAUGUGAUGAGACAUUUUGCUCUGGAUGCUGCUGCAACCGUGGCUGCUCAGAGGGACACAACAGUCAUCAGUCACUCUCCUAACACCAGCUAUGACACAGCUCUAGAAGCUCGCAUCCAGAAAGAGGAGGAAGAAAUCUUGAUGGCCAAUAAGCGUUGCCUUGACAUGGAGGGCAGGAUUAAGACCCUCCAUGCCCAGAUUAUUGAGAAGGAUGCCAUGAUCAAAGUACUCCAGCAGCGUUCCCGGAAGGAGCCGAGCAAGACAGAGCAGCUGUCGUGCAUGCGGCCAGCGAAGUCUCUGAUGUCCAUUUCCAAUGCUGGAUCAGGCUUGCUCUCCCACUCAUCCACCCUGACUGGCUCCCCCAUCAUGGAAGAAAAGCGAGACGACAAGAGCUGGAAGGGGAGCCUAGGCAUUCUCCUGGGUGGAGACUACCGUGCUGAAUAUGUCCCUUCCACACCCUCGCCUGUGCCCCCCUCGACUCCCCUGCUCUCGGCUCACUCCAAGACAGGCAGCCGAGACUGCAGUACCCAAACUGAACGUGGGACGGAAUCGAACAAAACUGCAGCUGUUGCUCCCAUCUCUGUUCCUGCUCCAGUUGCUGCUGCCGCCACUGCUGCCGCCAUCACUGCCACUGCUGCCACCAUCACCACCACCAUGGUAGCUGCUGCUCCAGUUGCUGCUGCUGCUGCUGCUGCUCCAGCUGCUGCUGCUGCUGCUGCUGCUCCAGCUGCUGCUGCUGCUGCUGCUGCUGCUGCUGCUGCUGCUGCCCCGUCUCCAGCCACUGCCGCUGCUACUGCUGCUGCUGUUUCUCCAGCUGCUGCUGGUCAGAUUCCAGCUGCUGCCUCUGUUGCCUCAGCUGCUGCCGUUGCUCCUGCUGCUGCUGCUGCUGCUGCUGUUCAGGUUGCUCCAGCUGCUCCGGCUCCAGUUCCAGCUCCGGCUCUGGUUCCGGUUCCAGCUCCAGCAGCGGCUCAGGCUUCUGCUCCUGCUCAGACUCAGGCACCAACUUCAGCUCCGGCUGUGGCUCCAACUCCAGCUCCAACUCCAACUCCAGCUGUGGCUCAGGCUGAGGUUCCUGCAAGUCCAGCUACCGGUCCUGGACCACAUCGUUUGUCUAUACCAAGUUUGACCUGCAAUCCAGACAAAACAGAUGGGCCUGUGUUCCACUCCAAUACUCUGGAAAGAAAAACUCCCAUUCAGAUCCUGGGACAAGAGCCUGAUGCAGAGAUGGUGGAAUAUCUCAUCUAAACGGCCAAAUCAAGAGCUGCAGAUUAUCAGCAAAAAUGCUUUUAAUCAUUUUCCCCCUUUUAUUGGUUCUUGUUUUGAGGGUGAGGACAAGGGUUGUGGGGAGGGGAUGUUUUUUAACAGGACUUUUUAUUGGAACAAUGUACUACUUGAGUAAUACCAUGUGAACACCAGUCUAUUUUGGUAUGCUUAGGGAGUACCUCUAAAGACAGAUUAAUCAGAAUGUGCUCUAAAGCUUAUUGUUUGAAUUUAUAUGAAUACUGGGACUGUUAACAGGUGGCUAUACAUCGAUGUUUUCAAUGUGCUUAAAUUUGUUUAAAUUUUCCAUAUUCUAGAUCAUUUUUUAUUGAAGAGCACAGUAUGUGUGGAAGACAGUGUAUAACACGUAGUUUGGAAGUGGGAAGCUAGAGAGAAUUGAGUGUGUGCUGUUUUGUAUAGUUACUAUCCUGUGCAGCAGCUGGAGAAAGCGCUCACCUCAGGCUUACAAAAGGGAAUAGUUUCAGGAGCUAUGUAAGCUGGAAAAAAGGUAGGGAGUUUUGGGGUGCAGAAGGGUACUGGAGCUAAUUUUUUCUUCCAGUUUCCCAGCUACCCUGCCCCAGGGAAUUGUGUUUGUCUUCAUUUCAGUGGUGCUUUGGAAAUGGAUUCUUUUGGUUCCCUCCUGGAGGUUCAUACAUUCAUAUAUAUGCUCUGGAAUAAUUUAUGCAUUUGGAUAAUUAAUAUAUUGCUUUCAGAUGCUGGGAGAGUACAUUAACUGAGUGAUGCGCAACUUCCUCUCUCUUAGGGAAUUAGACCAUCAGAGGCUUUGAUGGAGAGUUGCAUGGGGUGCUAUAUGCAGACUUCCAUGGUUUGUGUGUAGCCAUGAACACAGCUUGCUUGCAUUUAGUAAGACCAAUCAGCUUAGUGUUUAUUUCUUCUACAGCACAGAUUCACUGGCUGGGUCUCCAGUCUCAAAUUGCCAAUCAUUUGCAAAGUGAGGAAGGAUCUUUGUUGACAGGUUGAAUGCUUUGAAUUUCUGGUGACUACUUUGAAAUAACUUGUUUUGUUUGUCAAAUUCUAAGCAUAUGUCUUAAAAGGCGUUUUUGACUAUCACCUCCAAGGGAAUAGCAUGAGAAACCCAAAGUACUAUGCUGCAGUCGGGGGAGAGGUGGAUUGCAGCAGUAUCCUCAACUACCUCUUCUCACUGUCAGUGACACCAUCUUGGAAUACCUUUGGGAAGCAGCAGGAAAUGUGCAUGUGGGUAGAGAUCAAAGGAGGCAAUGGCUCCAAGCCUUGCCAUAGGGCUGCCUCCAAGGACACAGAAGGAUGCCAGUUGCCACAGGUCCCUGCCCUGUGUCACCUGUCUGCCCUUCAUUAAGGUGAGAAAUCUGCAGAUAGCAUCAUUAAGAUCAGUUUUAAGGGGUAUAGGGAGGGUGAGGGAAGUGGGGGGUGUUAGGUAAGGGUUGGGGGUAGAGGUUUUGGGAUGUCUUAGUUAGAAACCAGAUUAAUAGAAGAGUAGGCCUGAUAUAUUACAUCAUGAGCCAUAGUGGUGGGAAAGAACUUUAGCAAUAUAGCCCUACCCCCUCAUUUUAGUGAUGAGGAAUCUGAGAACUGGAGAGGUUCAGUGACUUUUUGAAAGUCAUACAACACAGCUAACCAUUAUGCCAAUCACCAUGCUUAUUUUGGGAAACUCUUUAUCUUUUUUAAAUUCCAUUUUAUGAAAAGGCAUCUUCAUGGUCCAGGAAAUAUGUAUCUUGUAAAAUGUACCUGGUUGGAGUAGCUUGUCCAGUCUUGACAAACUACUGAAUUUCUGUCUUGCCUCUCCUUCAGUGCCUUUUAAAAGGUUUUCCCUUUUCUGAUCUGCAUUUCAACAUAGAGUCACAUAAAUGUCCCCCUGAGAAACCAAUCCCACUUCUUUCUAGGAGAUUGGGUAUCUUAGAUAAUCUUUUGGGGUUCCUCUGUGAGUAUAGGAAUGGUAUCUUUCCUAAUUAUCUUCCAAAGGAAUUAUUUUGUGUGUGUGCGUGUGUGUGUGUAGAGACAUAAAGGAGGGUGAUGUGAUUUUCAGCUAGUCCUUUCACAUUUUCAAUAAUGAGGUAAUCAUGUUACAUACACAUUAGUCCUCAGUUAUAAAGUGAAUCUCAGAUAGAAAUUAAAAGUGCAGUUGUGUUAAGACUCUUUCAUACUACCCUUUAGUCAUAAGGAGAAAAAAACACUCAAAUAGUAGAAGCAGCAAGUAGCAAACUUCAGGAGAGCUACUUUCUAUCCAAAUAAUUUAAAAAACACUUUUCACCUACUCCUUUCAUGGUUAUAACACAUUGGCAGACUUUUUGCUGGCUCUGGGAGCCAUGAUUUUAAUCACAUUCUGCAAGGUGACAAAUGUCAUACAUUCCACAUUGUGUGGUAGCCAUCUCUUUAGACUCAUGUGUUUUGGGGAAAGGAAGAAGUUCUUGGCUGAGUACUAUUUUGAACUUUCCAGAACCCUCUCACACCAGAGACAGUUCCUCUCUGUUCGGUUUCCAAUCCCCGAUAAUUUGCUAAAAUAACAUUGUACAUCCAAGAGAGGGAAGAAGAGUAUGUCAGUAUAUUAUGCAGAAGAUAGAUACAGCCUUUUCAGAAGAUCUUCACUAGUUUUUGUACCAAAAAUUCAAGUUUAUGGGAGAAAUCUCAAUUAGCCACCUUUUCACAGUUGUGUGGAUAUAACAUUUGGGGGAUCUUUCUGGACUCCUACCUAUCUGUGCAUUUUACCGGCACCUCAGGAAAGGAGGGUGACCAGGUUGUCUUAGCUUGUACUGCUUGGUGAUCUCUGAGGACCUUCUAAUUCAGUUGUACCCCAGUGUUCCAUGUAUAGAAAAACUUCAUUAGAACAAACUUUACUUGAUAUGAAACUCCUAUUAACAGUCUUUUUUUGAAAUAAAAAGUAGCUUGAGCUUUCUUUUAAAAUCAUGUAUCUUGAUUGUUGAUUUAAUGAAGGAUUUCCUUUUAAUGCUGCUUUUGAGCUUCAAGGUAAUAGGACAGCAGGAACCUAAAAUAUCUGCCAUCAACUGCCAUAGGAAAGAUACCCAGAGACCCAUCAUGUUCUCUUUUUGUUGUUACACUGUUGGGUGGGUAUAACAAUUGGAAAAUGAACAAACUGAUUGAUUGUGCAAACUACUUUUUAUGACAAGCCUAAACCCUCAUAAUGCGGCAGCUUAAAGUGUAUACAUAUGCACUAACUUUGAUCAAUUAUAUUCUCAUAUCUGUUAGCUACACAGUCUCCUAUUAUCUCAAUUGCUUAUGCGCAUAUGGAAUAUGUUACUUAAAACGUGUGCAUUCUUACUGAAAAUGUUUUCAAAGGAAGGUAUCAGCUGUGGGCUAAUUGCCACCAAUUUCAGCCUGCCACGAUUCUUGGAAAUAUGUCUUCCAAGUGCCAUCCAUCAUCAGUAGGACAAGUGUCGGGAGUUUGUUUAUUUUUUUCCAGUAGCAACGAUGGGUUACAUGGAGCCAUGAAACCUCCUUCUGGCCUCCCUUGUGAUUAAUGGCAUGUGUUUGUAAAAUGGAUAGCUGGGGUUGGCAGAUGGCUAGAGAAGAAUCGCCUUUGGUUUAAAAUGUAUGUGGUCCCCUAAUGAUUGUGACCCCAUUCUGUAAUCAACUGAGCUAGUUCCAAUAAAGUUAAGCAGGUUUAAAUCCACUUUGUGCCUAUCUUUUCACUGACAAUAAAGUUAGCUAUUUUAAAAUGCA